AAAGAUUGCUACAGAGUAUUUCAGAGUAGAAGCUUCAGCUCCACUCUGCUCCAACGCACUGUCUUAUCUGUUCUAUCCAAUCGCUUCAUCUUCAUCUUCCAUGGCUUCUUCUGUGUCUUUUGCCUGUUUUCUUGGGUUCUUUCUUUGUUUUUUGAUGGUCGGUUACGUCGAAUCGAGAAAUUUUCACGAGCUUUUCCAGCCCAGCUGGGCUUUCGACCACUUCAUCUACGAAGGAGAGCUUCUUAAGCUUAGACUCGAUAACUCAUCUGGUGCUGGGUUUUCAUCCAAGAGCAAGUAUAUGUUUGGGAGGGUCACAAUCCAAAUAAAACUCGUAGAGGGUGACUCUGCUGGAACUGUAACUGCAUUUUAUAUGUCAUCAGACGGCCCAAAUCACAAUGAAUUCGACUUCGAGUUUCUGGGGAAUACCACAGGCGAACCUUACUCGGUCCAGACCAACGUGUAUGUAAACGGCGUGGGCAACAGAGAACAGAGACUCAACCUCUGGUUUGACCCAACCAAGGACUUCCACUCCUAUUCCAUCUUCUGGAACCGUCGCCAAGUAAUAUUCCUUGUGGAUGAAACCCCAAUCAGAGUACAUUCAAACUUGGAGCACAGAGGCAUACCCUUCCCGAAGGACCAAGCGAUGGGGGUGUACAGCUCAAUAUGGAACGCCGAUGAUUGGGCGACGCAGGGCGGUCGGGUUAAGACGGAUUGGUCCCACGCGCCAUUCAUAGCCUCGUACAAGGGUUUCGAGAUCGAUGGGUGCGAGUGCCCGGCGACGGUGACGGCGGCGGACGUUGCUCGGAAGUGCAGCAGCAAUGGGGAGAAGAAGUAUUGGUGGGACGAACCAACGAUGUCGGAGCUGAAUCUGCACCAAAGCCAUCAGCUGCUGUGGGUUCGGGCUAAGCACAUGGUAUAUGACUAUUGUACGGACAACGCUCGGUUCCCUGUUACUCCUGCUGAGUGCGUCCAUCACACCCACCGCCAUUGGUGAUGGGUUUGUGUUUCCACUGUACAAAGAAGAAAUUAGAGUGCAGAAUGGAGGAGGAAGAAGAAGGGGAGGAGGAGAAAUGUGGAUAAUGUGGCUAUGAAACAUGUGCUCCAUGUUCUGUUUUUGAGUUUUAUGAUGGCUAAAAUUGCAGGGUUAGUGGGAUUUCCGGUGGUUUGUGGGUGUGUUUAUCAGUGGUCGUAGUACGAUAGAAUUAAUCAAAAUUAAUUUUCUCUUUAAAUA
Messenger RNA from Momordica charantia (bitter melon), 1231 nucleotides. RefSeq names its product xyloglucan endotransglucosylase protein 6. Lineage: Eukaryota; Viridiplantae; Streptophyta; Magnoliopsida; Cucurbitales; Cucurbitaceae. Gene Ontology annotation, cellular component: apoplast; cell wall. The record is from RefSeq and is a predicted model, not a curated record. Gene Ontology annotation, molecular function: xyloglucan:xyloglucosyl transferase activity; hydrolase activity, hydrolyzing O-glycosyl compounds. Gene Ontology annotation, biological process: cell wall biogenesis; xyloglucan metabolic process.